UCGGCGCCGCUCUCGCCAUGCGGGCGCUGCUGCUCCCGGCGCUGCUGCUCCCGGUGCUGGCCGCGGCGCCCGGCGCCGCCACGGCGCUGGGCGAGUCGGACCAGGUCCGGAUGACCUCGGAGGGCUCCGACUGCCGCUGCAAGUGCAUCCUGCGGCCGCUCAGCAAGGACGCCUGCGGCCGCGUCCGCAGCGGCAGCGCGCGCGUCGAGGACUUCUACACGGUGGAGACGGUGAGCUCGGGGGCCGACUGCAAGUGCUCCUGCACCGCACCCCCCUCCUCGCUCAACCCCUGCGAGAACGAGUGGAAGAUGGAGAAGCUGAAGAAGCAGGCGCCUGAGCUCUUCAAGCUGCAGUCCAUGGUGGACCUGCUGGAGGGAACGCUCUACAGCAUGGACCUGAUGAAGGUGCACUCCUACAUCAACAAGGUGGUGGCCCAGAUGAACACACUGGAGGAGACCAUCAAGACCAACCUGAGCAGGGAGAACGACUUCAUGAAGGAGAGUGUCCUGCACCUCACCGACCAGAUGAAACGCUACGAGAACUACUCUGACAUCAUGAUGAGCAUCAAGAAGGAGAUCUCCAACCUGGGCUACCAGCUGCUGCAGAAGGACGCGGCCGCCGUCCCCGAGAGCAAGGCGCAGGACACGGCGGGUGGCCGGGAGAAGGAGGCGGGGCGGUACCCCAACCCCCGCAAGGCGCUGGGGGACAGGGCAGCUCCCCGGGCGCCCAAGGAGAAGCAGCUGAAGCCCGAGAAGCCCAAAAAGGACACCACCAAGGCCAGGGGGGCGUCGCUGCCUACGCCCAAGCCCAAGCUGCCGGCACACCAGCAAACCGUGGUCCGAGGCGUCACUUACUACAAGGCCGGGCAGGCAGGAGCAGCGGAGGGGCUGGCCGGCAGCCGCGAGAGCCCUGCGAAGGGGGCGGCCACGCAGGAGGAGAGGGACCCCCCGGCCCUCCCAGCCGAGGGGGCCCCAGCCCAAGCCGUUAGGCAGGCACAGACCACCGUGCCCAGCACCACAGCUGUGCCCAGCACUGCCCUGGCCCCCCGCCCCACGGCCCGCAGCCCGCCAGCCACUGUCCUCAGGCAGGGGACUGACAGCGCCGGGGGCCACGAAGCGCCAAACAGAGUGAAGGAGGUGGAGUGCGAAGGCACCAUCGAGUCGGUGGAGCCGCCCACAGAGCACCACAGCUACGGGCGCAACGAGGGGGCCUGGAUGAAGGACCCGGCGGCCAAGGACGACCGCAUCUACGUCACCAACUACUACUAUGGCAACAGCCUGGUGGAGUUCAGGAGCCUUGAGAACUUCAAGCAGGGCCGCUGGAGCAAUCUCUACAAGCUGCCCUACAACUGGAUCGGCACCGGGCACGUGGUGUACCGGGGAGCCUUUUACUACAACCGCGCCUUCACCAAGAACAUCAUCAAGUACGACCUGAAGGAGCGGUACGUGGCGGGCUGGGCCCUGCUCCACGACGCGCUGUACGAGGACACGACGCCCUGGAAGUGGAAGGGCCACUCGGACAUCGACUUCGCCGUGGACGAGAGCGGGCUCUGGGUCAUUUACCCCUCUGUGGACUACGACUACUCGCAGCAGGAGGUGAUCGUCCUGAGCCGCCUCGACCCCGGGGACCUCUCGCUGCGGAGGGAGACCACCUGGAAGACCGGGCUGAAGCGCAAUGCCUACGGGAACUGCUUCAUCAUCUGUGGCAUCCUCUACGCCGUGGACACCUACAGCCAGAAGGAGGGGCAGAUCUCCUACGCCUUCGACACGCACACGGACACGGAGGCAGAGCUCCGGCUGCCCUUCCUCAACCAGUACGCCUUCACCACGCAGGUCGACUACAACCCCAAGGAGAAGGUGCUCUAUGCCUGGGACAACGGCCAUCAGAUGACCUAUGGGCUGCGCUUCGUGGUCUGAGCACCCAGCCGGGUCCCAGCCGCACCCCUGUGCCCUCCCCUCACCGUGCCCAGCUGGGACGCCCCGACACAGCCGGCCCCAGCACCCCAGCCGGGCCAGGGCUGCGGCGAGAGCCCGGCUGCCACCCCAAAACCCUCCCCAUCCGCCAUCCACUCGCACCGUGCCUGCUGCAUCGCAGGGGGUGCAGGUAAGUGCAGCCCCACCACACACCCCCUCGACAACGUGGCCUCUGGGGCUGUGGAGCUGCCCCACGGCCGGCUCUGCCUUCCCUGGGCUGUGGGACAGGAGCACAGCCCCACGUCCCUGUGGCACCAGGAGGCAGUGGGUCUGUGCCGCCGGCACCACGGCAGCUCCAGCCCCGCGGCACCGCACUGAGCAGCCCCCCGCACAGCACCCGCCCCUCGCACCGCUCCCCGCAAGCCCCCCGCGCCGCAUGCUCACCCUACCCACCGCUGCCCGCCCGGGCACCAUGCCCUGGCCUGUGCCCUGUGGGGCGGGCAGGGCCCCCUCGCUGCCGGGGCAGGACCAGCAGCUGCCCGUUGCUAUUUUAGGAGAUGAUUAAGAUGCCUUUGCUUUCGCUGCUCAGUAGCUUGUUAUUUAACGCAUUCACCGUGUCCGUGCAGAGCUCCUGCUCCUGCUCCUGCCUGCGGUGCCAGCUGCAGCCCUGCCUGCACCCCACCAGCACCCUCCCCAGGCAGGGGCAGGCACACACGGCCGGGGAGCCCACGGCCCUCCCGUGCUCUGCCUGGGGCAGGGUGAGGGGCUGGGAGUGCUUUGCUUGGUUUUGGUCAUUUUAGACGUGAACAGUAUUAAAAAACUAACCGAUGUGAAA
Colius striatus (speckled mousebird) is the source of this 2748-nucleotide messenger RNA. RefSeq names its product olfactomedin like 2A (gene OLFML2A). Bases 18 to 1916 code for a protein of 632 amino acids. The record is from RefSeq and is a predicted model, not a curated record. Lineage: Eukaryota; Metazoa; Chordata; Aves; Coliiformes; Coliidae. Gene Ontology annotation, biological process: signal transduction. The transcript is spliced from 8 exons.